AUGUCUGACGUCGCACACUUGCUCCGAAAGGCGCGCGGCUUUUCGAACGCUGUAGCAGACUGGGUUCCCACGGUAAGGGCGAGCGGCCUCAGACUGCUGAUUGGCCUGCGAUCCGAGCACUUCGGCGACCUUGCUCAAGACGACGUGCGGUUUCGAGAAGUCCUCGAGGAGGUGCGAACCAGGUUCGGGGUCGUCACCGGUGUCUCCAUCUAUUGGGAGAACGAGGCUACUCUUGACCUCGCUAAGCAACGCACUUUUUAUGCGGAGUUCUACAACAAAUUCAAGCCCACGACAUUCGAGCUAUUUGUGCGGAUCACGUCAAAAGGUGUUGAAAAUCAACAAUACGACAUCAACUUUCUGGUAGCCCGCAGCCGAGCUCUUGUGGUACACACCCACGAAUUCCGGGCCCCCGGCACAGCGAAGGCGUACCCUCCGUGCACACUCGAGAAGGACAUCUUCGGUUUCCAAGAAAAAAGUUGGCUCUGGGUCCUCCACGAAGUCACCAAGAACGACGCUAGCAUUCAUAAGUCGCUAAUCCCCACCGUUUCCACGAGGGGGCUGAAGUACGAGUUGGACAACCAAACCGUCAGCAACGUUGGAGCCAACGUUACCAACAGCGGGGACCCCAUUUCCUUAUACGAGAUCUGCCCCGAAUGGAAUCGCUGGAGCCCUCAGUUGGAAAACAGCACAAAGUGCACGGUUGGCCAGAGUGGAAGAGAUUGGAUAGGAUUCGAAGCGGCUCAAAGCGUCCUCAUCAAGGUCGAGAUGGUUAAAAAGAAGCACAACCUGGGCAUUGCCGUGAUGCACAUUGAGCUGGACGACAAGAACGACUGCAGCAACCAGCGGAGGCCCUACCUCUUGAGCGCCGUUCACGGCGCCCUUCACUCCACGGCCUGACGAGUCCCCAUGUUCCCCGCAUUGCAUUUUCAUUGAUUCACGCUAUGUUCGAACGCAUAGCAUGUGCUACGCUAGUAAGAAAGAAAAAAAAAUAUCUAUAUAGUUGGGUCGUUUUCAUUCUAUAACGAAAAAUAAAAUGCAUUGUUGUGAAAUUUGUAUAAAUAUCAGACGCCAUGUAUUAUAGGG
Ixodes scapularis (black-legged tick) is the source of this 1083-nucleotide messenger RNA. RefSeq lists its product as uncharacterized. NCBI's taxonomy places the organism in Eukaryota, Metazoa, Arthropoda, Arachnida, Ixodida, Ixodidae. Bases 1 to 897 code for a protein of 298 amino acids. The transcript is spliced from 7 exons. The record is from RefSeq and is a predicted model, not a curated record.